AUGUCGACUCCCAUUGCUAUCCCCCGCCAAGCACAAGAUACGUUCGAUGACCAUGCGGUGUCGACCUCUCCUCCGUUCGUUCACCGUGCUACCGACUACGGCACCAGCCCUCGCCAGUCCUCGCCGACGUUCAAUCCCUCUGCUGGGCCUGCCUUUGGUGUAAGGCCAAAGGUCCUUAAGCCCUUUGCUACCGAAGAACUUCGUCUCUUGCUGCUCGAGAACAUCAGCCAGGACGCCGUCCGCGCAUUCACCGACCUCGGAUUUCAGGUCGACUUUCACAAAAAGGCUUUCUCCGAGGCUGAACUCGUCGAUUCAAUCGGAAAAUACCACGCCAUUGGCAUUCGCUCCAAGACCAAAAUCACAGCCCGUGUCUUGAAGGCUGCUACCAAACUCCUAGUCAUCGGUUGCUUCUGCAUCGGUACUAACCAAGUCGACCUCGACACCGCCGCACGAGCCGGUAUCCCCGUCUUCAACUCUCCGUUCUCCAACUCGCGCUCCGUCGCCGAGCUCGUCAUUGCCGAAAUUAUUGCGCUCUCCCGCCAACUAUUUGAACGAGCAUACGAAAUGCGUUCCGGAAUAUGGAACAAGCUCUCGGCCGGGUGCUGGGAAAUCCGUGGCAAGACGCUCGGAAUCGUCGGGUACGGGCACAUUGGCUCGCAGUUGUCGGUCCUCGCCGAGGCGUUUGGUAUGCGUGUGGUCUACUACGACGUCUUGAACCUCAUGCCGCUCGGGUCGGCCACACAGGUCCCGGAUCUCGAGACCUUGUUGUCUCAGUCCGACUUUGUCACGCUGCAUGUGCCCGAACUCCAAGAGACGACGGGAAUGAUUAGCACCAAGGAGCUCGGAUGGAUGCGUCGUGGCGCCUAUUUGAUCAAUAAUGCGCGCGGCAAGGUUGUUGAUAUUCCUGCACUCAUCGAAGCGCUCGAGUCCAAGAAAAUCGCUGGUGCAGCCAUCGACGUUUACCCCGCCGAACCGGGAGGAAAUGGUCAACCGUUUGACGACCAGCUCAACCCGUGGGCAUCUCGCCUCCGCGCACUCCCCAAUGUCAUUCUCACACCCCAUAUUGGUGGAAGUACCGAAGAGGCUCAGCGCAUGAUCGGAUUCGAGGUCUCAAGCGCACUCGCCAGGUAUCUAUCAUAUGGCGCAACUCUGGGUGCUGUCAACUUCCCAGAAGUGGACUUGCGCGCCAUCACCGCGGAGCAAGAUUUUAUUCGCGUGUGCUAUGUACAUCAGAAUCAACCUGGUGUGCUUCGGCAACUCAACGAGAUUCUUAUGGACCAUAACGUCGAGAAGCAAUAUUCAGAUUCCAAGGCAGAUGUUGCGUACCUCAUGGCCGAUAUAUCGAAUGUUAGCGAAGCGGAUAUUCAGGACAUCCAUGAUCGCAUUAGCCAUACAAAGGCUAAUAUCAUCACUCGUCUUCUUACAUGA
Molecule: messenger RNA, 1428 nt
Organism: Rhizoctonia solani
Lineage: Eukaryota; Fungi; Basidiomycota; Agaricomycetes; Cantharellales; Ceratobasidiaceae
Product: D-isomer specific 2-hydroxyacid dehydrogenase, NAD binding domain
Exons: 2
Coding region: 1-1428 (475 amino acids)
Molecular function (GO): NAD binding; oxidoreductase activity, acting on the CH-OH group of donors, NAD or NADP as acceptor
Source: RefSeq, a predicted model, not a curated record